This is a messenger RNA of Cornus florida, 1621 nucleotides long. Its product is annotated as ribosome biogenesis protein NOP53-like. Gene Ontology annotation, molecular function: 5S rRNA binding. Bases 184 to 1281 code for a protein of 365 amino acids. The transcript has 12 exons. The record is from RefSeq and is a predicted model, not a curated record. Gene Ontology annotation, cellular component: nucleolus. NCBI's taxonomy places the organism in Eukaryota, Viridiplantae, Streptophyta, Magnoliopsida, Cornales, Cornaceae. Gene Ontology annotation, biological process: ribosomal large subunit assembly; rRNA processing.
GUUUAUUGUGUCGGCCAUAUCCAAGCUUACGGCAACGCACUUGCCUCUCACGUGCGGAUCUAGGGUUCCUCUGCUUCUUCGGUUUGGUGGGAGUAGGCACAACAGCAGAAAGAAGAAGAGAGUGAUAUACUGCGGGUUGUCAUUUGAUCAAAGCGAAGAAAGAGAAAGUAGAGAGAGAAAGAGAUGGGGAAGAAGGCGAAGAGCUCGAGGAAAGGAAAGAAGGCAUGGAGGGCGAACAUAAGCAUGGAGGAGGUAGAUGACUACUUUGAGAAGUCAACCAAAGACGCUCUCUCCGGUGGCUCUCUCACUGAACUUCCCAGCGAGUCCCUCUUCUACCUCGAUAAAUCCAGAGAUCUUUCAGUCAAGCGGAAGAUUGAAAAACACAGAGAAAAAGUACUCCGUUGUGACAGCUUGCUACAAAGGAACUCCUUUGUUGAAGCAGUACCAUCUUCGACAAAGAGGAAAUCCCAGAAAAAACGUAAAGAAGUUCAGAAAGCAAAAGAUGUUGUUCAAAACGGUCCAAUGGGUGAUGGUGUCUCAGAUUCGGGCAUGGUUGACAUGUGGGAUAACAGAGGUGAACACAACAACGAAACCAAAAAGAUGGCCAAGCCCUCAAUUAUUCCCGCUGUAGAAGUUGAGCCUCCUGGAUGCUCGUUCAAUCCCGCAUUCGAGAGUCAUCAGGAUUCAUUAGCUCUUGCUGUUGCAGACGAAAUGCAGAAAAUCUAUCGUAAUGAGUUGGGACCUAAGCCAGUUCCGUUAACUGUCCCUGGAGAAGUUAUUGAUGAAGAAGAUAUCUAUUUCCUUGAGGCAGAUAAUAGUGAUGAUGAUGAUGAUCCAAAUGUCAAAAAUCUGCAUGAGAAUGGAGAUUCUGAACUUGAGAAGAGGUCCUUCACAACUAAAAGGGUUACGCAAGUUGAGCUGAAUAGGAGGGCUAGACGCAAGGAACAGCUGAGAUCAGAAGCAGAAGCAAAAAAAACAGAGGGACUUUCAAAAGAAAUAGACUGCAUACCAGAUAUAAUUCAAGAAAUAGCCAAAGAGGAUGAAGAGAAGCACAGAAGACGUCUCCGGCGCAUUGUUGCUAAACAAGAAAGAUUAAAAUCUUGUCCACCACGGCUGGGAAAGCACAAAUUUGAGCCUGCCCCCGUUCAAGUCCUAUUAUCUGAAGAAAUUACAGGUUCCCUUCGGAAGCUGAAGGGAUGUUGCACCCUUGCAAGAGAUCGAUACAAGAGCCUAGAGAAGAGAGGAUUAAUUGUCCCAACGGUUAAGACUAGCAGGAAAUAGAGUUCUCUCACCUCCAGAAGUGACCAAGACAGCUGAGCCUAGGAACAAAAUAUGUGCUGAGUUACCGGAAAAAAGGAAGUAUGUGCAGGCUGAAUUUGGGGUGUUUAUGCUGAUGCUAGCCAGUGAUGUUUACCUCUAAUGUAUUACUGAAGGAGGAGCCGGUACCCGAUAUUGUGUAGCAAAAGACUUGGUGAUGCAGUGAUAUUUUCGGUUUACCUCUAAUGCAUUACGAUAUUCAAAUCGACUUCCCUUAUUAAAUGAAUUCUUUUGGUGAUAUGUGAGGUAAUUUUUUUUUAUUAUAUCAGAAUAACUUCAGAAACCUCCUAGCAAUCUUAUUUCU